AUGGGGUCGAAAACACCAACCUCACCGAACGGGCCUGCGCCAACCCGUCCUCGCCUGCAAGCUAUCAACCAGAACUUCACAGACGUGAACGAGCAGGUCGAGCAGGCCGCACACAUCAUCGGCCUCCCGCACAACUGGGCGGCGAGCAAGCGCGAAGAACGCGCCAGAACCACCGCAACCCUCGUCCGAGCGAGAGCAGAAUGGGUCCUGCGCUGGGCACUCGACAAGCUGAAGGACGAGGCAGCCGUGGGAAGGGCCGCUCGAGGCACCGUCGCCCUGUGGGAGCUCUUGGUCUGGAUGCUGGACGUCUUACCCGUCUCGCGCAGUGCCCCCCACCUGCGCGACGCUGCCUUCCCUGCCAUCCUCGAGCGAACGCUGGUCGAGCACUUCGACCAACUCCUGCCUCCACCUGCCUCUGACGAUGUUGAGAUGAGCGAUGUGUCUGGCUCAAGCGAGACCCUGGCCGACGCCUCCAAGCCCUUCAAGCCCUCCAAGCCCUCCAAGCCCUCCAAGAAGCGAAAGCGCGGAGCAGCCGCCGCGACUGCCUCCACCGGGCGAACACGCCUCGCACCCUCCGAGCUUCAGAAGCUGUUCCUCACCGUCAGAACGGUGCUCCACUCUAUCGCGGCCUUGACCAUCGCGCAGGGCCAGGGCGAGGACACGGUCCAGGCCGAGCUCAUGAAGGUCGUGCUGCGGACUGAGAGCGCACAAGCCGCGAGUAUACUGAAGAACUGGCUGGCCGCAGUCGAGAAGCUUCUCGCUCUGGCUGCCUCCACUUCAGACAACAAGCACGUUGAGGAACUGCUGGAUUUGUCUCUGGUGGUGGACAUCUGGGAGCUGCGCACAGUUGCUGCGAACGACGAGGCUGGCUCUUCUGCUGAUGACUUCUCCACACAGUGUCUUGUGCCCGCUCUGACGCUCCUCAACACUUUCGACGCGUUGCGCUCCGUACAUCCGGACCAGUCCGUGACGUCUUCCACAGACCGCGCAACACAGACCAUCGAAAAGCUCCUGGCGAGGCAUCUCUUCGCCUCAGCCAGAGCUGCCUUCCUUGCUGAUGCAGACAAGGCCACCGAGAACACCAGCAAAUACCAUGAGGCAGCACUACUCACCAGCAAUUUAGCACCUCUACGCGCGAAGCUCGUCCAGCUCGCUCAGAUCGAGGAGGAUGGCGAGUCUGUUCCGGCUGACCUGGCAGCGCUGUCUGGCGCAUCGUCGCAACUUCUGAGCCUGGCCAUUCGCAUAUCGCCAUCUAGGACGCCGAGGAGCAAGCUGGCUGAGAAGCCAUGGAUUGAGGCUGUCUUCGUAGCACUCGUUGAAUGCGCUGGAUGUUCAAUGACAAAGCCGCCCGAAUUUUUCACGCCCAAGACCGCCAUCGAGGUGCUUGUCAAUGCCAUUGAAAUUCUGCAAGCGCAGAGCGUGACUGUCAGGUCUGAUAUUCUGAAAGACUUGUUUUGGUACCAUUCCGGUAUCAAGUAUCCUCUUGAGAAAGACAAGCAGGUGCACUGGUCGCUUAUAGCUGCCCUGAUUGAGCUCGACCCGAGUGUCUUCGUGACAGAGCCAAAGGGCCUCACAGGACCCUCCAAAGCUCAGCAGACAGAUCUUGCGCAGGUCGUCUUUGAGGAAAUAUCCAAGGCUCAGUUUCAAGGGCCGGGCUUCGUUCAAGAAGUCGGCGAAAAGACAGUCGGCGAGCAAAUCUCGAAGAGCCAUGAUGAACCCCAGAUCAGUAGAACCAUCAUAUUGGAGCGCAUUGUCGUCCCGUUGAUGUCUGGCUUUGCAAAGAACCGCAACCUGCUUGGCUUCCUCCGUCGCUGGGACGAACAGCUCGUGAAGAGCUACAGGCAUGAGAAUCGCAAAGCUCUCAAAGAAUGUAGUGAUCUAGUCUGGGAAGACCGCGCUAUUUACCAGGCUCUUGCGCAGCGUUUCGAGCAGUCCUUGACCCAAGGCCAAAUCGCAGCUCUGCUGCAAGAGCACAUCCAGCGCAUGGACGAUCUCAGCAGCGCUCUGACUACCCAAGCCCAGCAAGACGUCAAUGUGAAGAAGCUCGCUGCCUACAAGAGAGCUAUGAGUACUGCAGUCAUCGUGCCAGCUAUCCUCCAAUCUAUAGCCUCUGACGACGUCAUUGCAGCGCUCAAGGCACAGUUGCUCUUGCUGCUGCACUCCUAUUCGACCUUGGUCCGAGAUGAUCGCUACAUCCUUCACACACGGCUGUCACUUUCGUGGCUUACUCUGUGUCAGCUAGUAUCCAAAUUGUGGCCAAUCGAGCUGCAUGGCUCGGUAGAGCAGCAGGAAGAGUUAUUGUCGCCAUUGAUCGAGCAAUCUCUGAAUGAUGUGUCUGCAGCAGGCAGCAAACGUGUUGAUUCUCCUACAAGAGCGGCGGCCAUGCUGUUCUUGCUCGACGUCUGUGAUCAUUUGCAGACACUGCCUGGUUCCGAGGAUCUCAUCCGACCCAGUCUGGCCAAGGUUCUUCAAAUCCUUUCUAGCGGCAGUCUUGCCUCAACCGAGCACGCCAGGAUGGUCGAUUUCUUUUGUGCAGACUUUGUUCAGCUAUUCGGGCAUUUGGAUGCUGCAGCCUCUGAACGCUCAUUGAUGCAGCUCUUGACAGCCGUAUCAAGUUUGAACGACAUGGCGAGCACUGUCGCCAGCCAGUCAUUGGCUCAAGCCAUCUUUGAGCAGGGAGGCUCGAUGUUGCAAGAUGCCUUUGUCGCUGGACUACUUGAGCUCAUGGGCCAAGACGACGACCGCAUGCACCGUCUGGCAAUUGUCUCUUACAAUUUUGUUCGGCCCACUGCCCUCUCGAGAGAGAAGCGAGAGGCGGUGCUGGACCAGUUGACGAAUCUCCUUGCAUCCGGUUCACGAGACGUUGCGGGCGUCCUCAGUAUCAUGGUACAGCUCAUGGAUGCGUCCAAUGCCACAGCGAGGAUUUCUAGCGACGGUGCUGUACUCUUCGAAAUCGCUGAGCAGCUGACGAAGCAAGGUCCUGUGUUGCCCGCAACCCUCCAGCUGCUCCAACAGCUUGCCCAAGCCGCUCUCGGCCAGGUCGCUUCCAAUCAGAGCCAGUCGCAAAACAUGAUCUACCUGGGCAAGUUCAAGGGCAAGCUUGAUUCUGUUGCAAGCAAAGGCAAGCGGUGCUCGGCAGCCAGUCUAGCCAUUCUGCGCGCCGUCGUUGCUGUACAGAAGCAGAACACCCUGCUCCAACCCAAGCAGUAUGUGUUGGUGCUCAAGACAUGCCUGACCGACGACUCGACAAACGACAAUGCUUCGUCGCUUAAAGACGUCAUCGAUGCGUUCAACGAGCUACCCACGGCCGCUCUUGCGGAGGCCAAGCUCUUGGACUCCACCCAAGCCUGGUUGCGUACCUGGAUCAAUGACAAUGCAGAUCUCGAAUCCUACAUGGUCACUGGUGGUCAAGGUCCCAUCGAACUGGCUGAGUAUGUCGCACGCUUGCACACCACGGUGGCAAAGUUCAAGCUUUAUCCAAACACUGAGUGGCUGGUUAGUUUCACACUCAAAUGCCUGCGCGAGCCGGUAUCUGAGCAGUGCAAGAUGACCACAACAACCACAAUCAAGGGCGUCUUCAAUCAACUUCCUGUAUUCGAGAAGCUAGACCUCGUCCAGACUCUGACCAAUCCGACCGAUCCUCUCGACCUUGCAUCGUCUUAUCGGCUUCUCAGCACCCUGAUCUCGACCUUCGAAGACCGCUACGAAUCCAACAUCGAGCUGAAAAACAACCAACUCGUAAUUCUCCCAAAGCUAUGCGCCCUGCUCACUAGCACCGCAGACCUCACCGGUUUCAACGCUCUUCUCACAUCCGUGAAUACGAUCCUCUCCACCACUCCGUCUCUUGCAACACAACACUCCAUCGAGACGACGCUUUCCGCCAUCUCAACCCUGACCUCGCGCUCCUCUCCCGCUCUCCCGGCUUCUCACGCACCCGCCAUCUAUACCAGACUCUGCGAAACCAUACGCCUCAUCCUGCUCCUGCACCGCGGACGUCUGGGCGGAAGAUUCCACAUCCUCCUCCCGCUGCUACAGAAUCUGUUGUUCCUGCUAUUCACACCGCAUUCCGGGCGCGGCGCGCUACCAUUGUGGCUCAAAGGCCCCAACGCCGCAGCCCUGACGCCAGCCAACGGUGCCACGUUCGGCAGGGUGCUAGCAACGCUGUGCAACCCCCCGCAGAGCUCAAUCCAAAAGACGCACGCCGGGCAGGGCAAGACAAGCAAGAACCUCAACGACCCCGUCAAAGCCGCGCGAGAGAAGACGAGCACAUUCCUCUACCCGCUGCUGGCUAGCUACUGCCGCUUCCAGCUCAGCGGACGCCUCGAGGCCGGCGUCAGGGAGAAGGUCAUGCCUGGCAUCUGGGAGGUGGUGGGCACGGCGAGCUUGAGCCGCGAUGGGCUCGACGCCAUGUUUGCGGGUUUGGGCAAGAGCGAGCGGGAUGUUUGGAGAGGUGUGUGGGGCGAGUGGGAGCGUGUGCAUGGGCGGAAGGAUUUGCUGAGUGGUGAUGCCGUGUAG
This is a messenger RNA of Ascochyta rabiei, 4515 nucleotides long. RefSeq lists its product as uncharacterized. The coding region runs from base 1 to 4515 and encodes 1504 amino acids. Gene Ontology annotation, biological process: ribosome biogenesis. Lineage: Eukaryota; Fungi; Ascomycota; Dothideomycetes; Pleosporales; Didymellaceae. Gene Ontology annotation, cellular component: nucleolus. The transcript is spliced from 2 exons. The record is from RefSeq and is a predicted model, not a curated record.